Molecule: messenger RNA, 240 nt
Organism: Peronospora farinosa
Lineage: Eukaryota; Oomycota; Peronosporomycetes; Peronosporales; Peronosporaceae
Source: the annotation of a GenBank genome assembly
AUGCUCAGGAUGAUGGGAUGGAAGAGCGGCGAGGGUCUUGGCAAACACGGUACUGGCAUCACGGCCCCGAUUAAAGCAGCUAGUGGUCGGAGCGACUUGGCAGGUCUCGGUUGUAAAGCACCACUUUUGACCUCCAUAGACUUCUCGGAUGCUACCUGUGAUAAAGAACGCCGACAAAAACUAGUUCGUGCGCGGUGCGAUGCCGACAAGACUGCGAUGCUCAUGGAGCAGGAGCCUUGA